Molecule: messenger RNA, 651 nt
Organism: Raphanus sativus (radish)
Lineage: Eukaryota; Viridiplantae; Streptophyta; Magnoliopsida; Brassicales; Brassicaceae
Exons: 1
Coding region: 7-501 (164 amino acids)
Source: RefSeq, a predicted model, not a curated record
CAGAAAAUGAAUGGUGGAUUUGGCAUGAAAGAAGAUCUCACGCGAGUUUCAAACCACCAAGAAUGCUCUCUUUGUAAGAGAAUCUUCUUAACACUUCAAGACCUAAUCUCACACAUCAAUACCUUUCACUCCAAUCAUCAUCUCUCCACCUUCUCAUCAUCUGCCGCCGCCGCACCCACCGCCUUCCACCAAUACCCGAACCUUAACCGUAGCCCCAAUCCUGCUUUCCCGGCAAGGAAUUGUUUUGACUCGAAGAAUUACCGUAUUGAUCAUGCAGAUGAACAAGGGAGGUUUCUCAAAGGAUCUCCGGCUAGAAACACCAACGUUUUGUUUGGGCAGCAGGAGAAGCCGAAGCUGAUGAAUCUCUUUCCGACUACGCCAUCGGAAGGCUUACAUACGCUUCCGCUUCUUUGUCAGCUUGAGACACAGAGACCGCAGGAUACUGCGACGGAGAAAGGCGGGGACAUCUCGAGUUACAUCGACUUGACGUUAAGGCUGUGAAUCUUUGAUAUCAAACAAGCAAAAUAUGACUCUUGAUAAGAGAAACUAGAGCUCUUGAUGAAAAGCACUAAUAUAUCUUAUUGUAGUUGAUGUUGUUGUUGCUGUCGGAAUGAUUAUUGUAAUAUCUAUUUUCUUCUGCUAUAGUUAAGG